GUAAGGAUCAAACCAAUGAAAUGAAAUGUGCAGGCUGCUGCUCUGGUGGCAUUGAGGUGCUGGAAUCGAGGAGGUUGUUUGGAUGUGUUGCAAUAGUCUGAGUGCUGAGUCAGGAAUGCCAACUCAGAGCUGCUGCUUCUGUCCGUUCAUUUCCUCCUCUUAUACCUCUCGCUCAACCCACCAGGCUCCGAGGUGAUUCGGUGUUUAAUAUCUCGCAGGGGUUUGGCUUUCUCUGUGAGCGCCGUCGGCGUCGGUGCUGACAUUUUUCCACGUUGUUCUGUGUAUGAACUUGUGCUUCCUUGCGUUGUAGAAGCGCCGCACACUGCGGGGGUCUGGACCCGAGCUUUGGGGAGCUUCUCAUUCUGGUUCUGCUCACUGGAGCAUUGCGCACAGAACACUUUUCCCUUGAAGAGGCUUGUAUUUAUUUAUUUUUCUUAAAGAAGAAUGAACGCAGAAACCGGACUCGAGACACCGGAACUCGCUCGGGGUCGCGUUUAAUGUGGAUUUCGAUGGAUUUGUGCUGUCGGGCUUGAUUGCGGAAAAAACCGUCUGAUGGGAAAACGUGGCGCUUGAGGACGUGCUCACCAAGCUUCAUGCUCUCAGCUCAGGGGACCAUGUCUGUCCACAUAGUGGCCCUGGGCAGCGAGUGUCCAGGGGGUGUGGGGUCUGGAGAGGAGCCUGCUGCUUCAGCACAGGUGCAAGGGGGGCUGCUGUGGAGCUACCUGGGCCAUGGAGCCAGAGAGUUGGACCCCACGUCCUCCACUCCUUCUAGACAUCCGCUGAAUCCAGCGUUUAUGGAGUACCAGUCUAGAGUUUUUGGAGAUGUCAGAGUGAUGGUGCGCGAUUGCCCUAGCUGGGACUUGCUGGACAGUGACUGGGCCAGUGUGCGGAGUGUUUUGGAGCAAGCUGAUAUUGUGGUCAUUAAGUAUUCCGUAAAUGACAAGCUGGCCUUCCAGCAGGUCCGAAAUGGCUACGCCCCUCGUCUCCGCCCCCUCUUGCGCCACUGGGGCAUGCCCGUCAUCCUGGUAGCAGUCGGGGCACGGCUUAACGAUGAAGGGCCACCAUGCACCUGCCCCCUGUGCGCGUCCGACUGGAGCACUUGUGUUCCUCACGGCGAGGGGCUUCAGCUGUCUCGAGACCUGGGUGCCACCUACCUGGAGUUACCAUCUCUCAAUAAUUUCUUUGUGGGUCGCUACUUUGGCAGUGUGCUUGAAUACUUCAUGAUUCAGUGUCUGAAGCAGAGAGCGAAAGAGAGACCUGACAAGAGGCGGGGUCAACGGUUUAAUGAGCCCCGCCCUCCGCACUUGGACCAACCAGCUCGUCUUCCUCCUGUGCGAGUGGAGGAGUCCAGCUUCUCUCAGGAUCUGCAGUGGUUGCUGGAGCGUGGUGCACAGUUUGCUGAUGUGGUCUUUUAUGCUGGGGAUUCUGGGAAAGAGCUGGGAUGGGCACACGCUGCUGUGUUAAGCGCAGUUAGCCCCUAUUUCAAGCAGCUGUUGGUGGGAAGGCAGGCAUGGGAGAGGCCCAUGUCCCGAUGUGCUUGUCGGGAGAGAGACAGCCCUCACUCUCUGCUGUCCACUUGGGAUGGUGGCUUGGAUGACCUGACCCGGACAGACGGCCACCUACCUGGGCAGCUGUCCCGGCUGGUUGUGAAGGACCCUCUGCUGUGUAUAUGCAUGUGGGAAACGCUUAUGUUUCUCUACAGAGGGGCUUGGGAGUGGGAGUUUCUGGAGGAGGCUUUGGCUGAGAAGCUCAAGAACCCUUUAGCAAUAGCCCAGCUGAUGGAUCGAAUACGCUCAUUUGUUGGGAGGGAAAAGGCCCUCAGGGACACGACUGCUCCACGAUCUCAGCCUGUUUCUCAAACAUUGGGAAACAUCUUCAACUCCCCUCUCUACUCCGAUGUCAUUUUCAUGGUGCAAGGGAGUGUCCUGCCUGCACACAGAGCUGUGCUUGUGGCUCGCUGUGACGUCAUGGCAGCUAUGUUCAGCGGCAAAUACGCAGAAGCCCGGAACCGAGUAGUUCCCAUACACGGGGUGUCCUCCGACACCUUCCUCGCCUUCCUGGAGUAUCUCUACACAGACACCUGCUGUCCAGCCAGUGUGUUGCAGGCUAUGGCGGUACUCGUCUGUGCAGAGAUGUACCAAGUGAAGCGUCUGCAGCACCUCUGUGAGGUGUGUGUGUGUGCGUAUUUGCAGAGCAUGCCCAGUCGGGAGCUGGCCUCCACUAGCAUCAGUGUCAUCCGCUUACUGAGGAGAGCAAAGUGUCACAAUGCUGACCAGCUGUAUGUCUGGCUCCUCCACUUCAUUGCCAACAAUUACCUGAUCUUCAGCCACAAACCCGACUUCCUGGAGCUUUCAGGUGAGACCAUCUGUAAUAGCUGAUCAUAUAAUGACUACAAAUAAUCUGUUCAAAAAAAUUAAAUAAAUCUGACCAAAUGCCCUGAACAGAUGUCUGUACAUAAACCUUUAUACAACACCAUAUGCUAGUUAUGACACAACAGCUCAUAGAAACAGGAAAUGCUAAUGCAGGGUCGAACCCCGUGGCAUUCUGCUGUGUUGUGCAUGAUAAUUUAAGGCAGAAUAGCUUGAGCAACUUUUAAAGUACCUGUAAAUUGAAUGUUUUAAUGGUUCAUUCUUUCUGAGGAUGACGCUACUCACAGAGUUCACGGUUCCAUCCUGAGCUCGGGAUAAAAUCUGUCCGCAUGGGUUUCCUCCAAGUUCCUCAGGUCCCUCCUUCCUCACUUAUUUAGUAAUAAAAAUUCUAAGUACUAAUAGUAAUUGGUAUCUAAAACGUAACAGACUAAUGAUCAGAGUUACGAUAGAAAUGAAGGCACGUUAGAAUGAGCACGUAUUAUAAUCCUGAGAUGUGAAUCAACAUGUUCUGAUCAAUCAGAUUUGUGGAAUAUAACAUAAUAUAGUCAUAAUGGGUUUAUUAGGUUUAAUGUGUUUCGUUGUAUAAAUUAUAAAUAAAAUAAUGAAAUAUGUAUAAACAAUAUAUUAGAACAACUUCAUUAUAAAGAUUACAGCUUAUAGACACACCUUUCUGGUAAAUAGUGAUGGAUUUUACUUAAGGUAAAAAAAAAAAAUAUAUAUAUAUAUAUAUAUAUUUUAAUAUUGGGCUGUUUAUUGUUUUUAUUUUUUUGGUUUUGGUUGGAUUGGUUGUGUUUCUGGCCACACAUGCACGUUUUUUUUUUCUGUGCUUAGAUGCAAAGAGACACUACACACGUUUUUAUUCUCUACAGAUUAUUUUUAAUGAUUUGAAACAGAGGUACAAAUAUUUCAGGUGUCCAGAGGAACAAAAAUUUCAAUGUUUUUCAAUGACCUUAAACAUAACACCAUGAGUGCGUCUCAAUCAGCUCACUGCUUCACUAGUCAAGGCGCUGAUCAGGGAGUCGCCCGUUUUAAGGGCUCACUCUCAACUGCAAAAUCCUUUCUGUGAACUGAAAUAUUUGCUCCGUAUAAAAAAAAUUCACAUAAUUGACAAUAAUUGACAAUGACAAUUAAGUGUUCAAAAUCCACUUGCUAGCCUAUGAUCUCUACCAGCCUGCUUUGAAAUAUUGUGACAGAAAUGCAUGUGAUUAAGCUAACAAACGUGAAUGACAUUCAACUUUCAAUGUUAACAUAUUCAAGGUUUUUAAACCUGGGGACUGAUGAAGAAAUUAGAAUAUCAUCAGUGACCCCAUGUGUAGUGUGUGAAUUUGUGUACAUAAUAUACUGCUUCAAUAUCAAGUGAGCUAAGGAGCUGAUUGAGACGAGGCCAAAAAUGAUUUGGACUUACAGGAGAUCCAUGAUGCCAAGCAAGUGCUAUAUAAUCAAUGCAGUUUAUAUGUCAUGAUCUGUUUCGAUGUGUUUAAGUGGUUAAUAUUUUAGAAAGAGUGUAAAGCAUAUGGUGAAAAGGCACUGCGUGGGUAUGUGUCGGGGGUGAGGGGGUGUUGCUGUGUUUUCUUUAUGAUCACAGUGUUGCUGUUGGGCAGAGGAGGAGCGGGAGCAGGUGGAGCGGCUACGCUGGCCCUCAAGAGGCUACCUGCAGGAGCUCAGCGAGUACCAACAGCGCAGACGGCAGCUUCGCAAGUCCCGCUGCAGCAUCAUGUGAGGUCCCACAGGCGGCACACUAAAGACAAGGACGAGAGAAAGUGCAAAGACGAGUCACAGACAUGCUCAAAACCUCUGACCUUUAAUCCAGUGACAUUAGCACACAGUCAUAUAAUCUCAGAGACCCCAAGCGGACACUGUGGCCUAAGACGUACUAUGUUUCUCUCUGUGCCCUAUGACACGGAUCUGGCUUUGUGUACACAGAGAUGAACUGUUCCUCCGAACGGAGACUAUUUACUACAAUAACCACGGAAGCGACACUAAUUGAGCGGAGGUCAAGGACGAUCUAAAGCUCGGAGGCCGAACGUGAAGCCAAAAUCAUGCCAUUAGAGAUUCCCAUUUGAACAAACAGUAACUCCAAAUCAAUUUCUAUUGGAUUUGGAAUAGAGUGUGAACACUGAGGUUUUGUAAAAUAACACUGAAAGAAAUUUCAAGCUUGAGGAAAUAUAUUUACAAUGUUUGAAAUGUACGAUGAUGGAAUAUAUUCGAAAUGUCCCGAUUUGUAAUAUGAUAUAAUCAGAAUAAUUAUAUAAUCUUUAUAUAAUCAUUCAUAUUCAUAUUAUUUGCUUUGUUUUUCUUUUAUUAUAACAUCCUUUAAAAACGAGUAGAGUAAAAAAAUAGUGAAAUCAGUUAUAACUACAUACGAAACAUGUCAAAAGGUGUCUGGAGAUUUUGUCAUGGAUAGAUUAUUCUUUUUCUGGGGGAACCUGGAGCCUAUCCCAUGAAUUCCGUAUCCACAGGACACCCUGGACACGUCCCAGUUAUAUGCAGGGCACGCACACACACACACACACACACACACGCGUGCGCACGUUUACACACUACUGCCGAUCAGCUUCUGAAGCAUGUCUUUUGGACUGUGGGAGGAAACUGGAGUACCCAGAGGAAACCACUGAAGCACGAGGAGAACAUGCAAACUCCAGGCAAGCAGAGAGGAGAGGCAGGACUCAAACCCCCAACCCUGGAGGUGUUAGGCUAACAACUUGAUUAUCAGGUUAUUCAGUAUGGAUAUUACUACUUUUUUUGGUUUUGCUCUGGGUUUACUAACAGCUUACAAUAGAUUAACAUUUAAAAUAAAAACGGAGCUUUCAAGUCAGCUAUUCAGUUACUCAAUAGCAGCUUGGGUUGGAUCUUCUGACUGAGAUUUAGAUAGCUAAAUCUUUCGACAUAUCAAUCUUGAUAUUUUAGCAAAACUGUCUAGAAUUAUUUAUUCAGAAGUUCUUUAUCCUGAUCAUGGGUGAGAGCAGAUCUAUCCCAAGAACACCAGGUGCGAGGUGUAAAGGCAAUACCGUCUGGACGGGACUCCAAUUCAUCAAACAUUGAUUUAAACACACAUUCAGAAUUUAGAGUAACCAGUCCACGUGCUGUAAUGUUUUCUGGACAGCUGUAGCGUGUGAGCAACCCAAGCUCGGGUUGAAACCCUGGCCCCGGGCACUGGCUUCCUUGUCGUUCCUCAGGCAUGAAAUUUACCUCCAUAUUCCAAAUGUGACCAAAUUCAAAGCAAUAUUCAAAGUGAGAUUUCUGAUGGCAUGAUUUCAAACUCACUCCAAGCUAGAAUACGCUCCCAAAGUGUUGAACAGGGUAGGGUCAAACACAUCCUCUCCAGAGAUGUUUCACACAUCCUCAUGGUCUGCCAUGGUCUCUUCAUGGUGAGAAUUUCUUUGAUCCGUCAAAUUACUCUUGCAAAACUUCAAAUGUUUAUUUUUUUUGCCAUGAGAUUAUAAUUUUUCGGCGAUGCGAACUAUUUUUCUAACAUGUACAUCAGGUUUUUAUUUAGGGGAAAUCUGUAUGUAUGUAUUAUGUAUCCAGCAUGUGGAUUGUUACGUGCAGUCGGUGUGUUGGACUUAGAGCCUGUUUCUGGCUGUCUGUAGUCUAGUGCAGUUCUGUCGAUCUUCAUCUCAAACUGAAUAAAGGCAUUUUAGAAGGAA
Tachysurus vachellii is the source of this 6016-nucleotide messenger RNA. It is a transcript of the gene rhobtb3, whose product is annotated as Rho related BTB domain containing 3. Bases 594 to 2378 code for a protein of 594 amino acids. The transcript has 11 exons. Gene Ontology annotation, biological process: proteasome-mediated ubiquitin-dependent protein catabolic process; regulation of proteolysis. NCBI's taxonomy places the organism in Eukaryota, Metazoa, Chordata, Actinopteri, Siluriformes, Bagridae. Gene Ontology annotation, cellular component: cytoplasm. Gene Ontology annotation, molecular function: ubiquitin protein ligase binding. The record is from RefSeq and is a predicted model, not a curated record.